This is a messenger RNA of Alternaria atra, 981 nucleotides long. RefSeq lists its product as uncharacterized. Lineage: Eukaryota; Fungi; Ascomycota; Dothideomycetes; Pleosporales; Pleosporaceae. The record is from RefSeq and is a predicted model, not a curated record. The transcript is spliced from 2 exons. The coding region runs from base 1 to 981 and encodes 326 amino acids.
AUGGCUACCUUCUCCGACCUGUCUCCAUACCUCAACUUCCUAAUCUCCCCUCGAAUCCCCCCAGAACUCGUCUUGAAGACAAUCCAGCAUUUACCUUUCAACGACGGCUCGCUCAUCACCACAAUUCGGAGCGCUCACCCACGUCUCCGCGCCAUCUUCAAAAACUACGAAAGAUCCAUUACCGGCAGUUUUAUGAGAAAGGAGCUUCGCCAUGCAGAAACAGAUUUUAGCUGUCAGGAUGGGAGGUUGAAUGUCGAUUGGUUGGCGGGUUGUGUUGGCAAGUAUGAUAUUGUGGAUGAUGUUAUGGACGCCCUCUGCUCUGAGCACAACUUCAAUGCUGUUUUACGGCAUAACGUGAGCCUUGCAAAUGCAGGGUUACUACUAUUAUAUAAACUCGUCCCCAUCGAAUCCCACGCAGAACGGAUAUUCUACAUCAAGAACCUCCAACGCGACCCUCUAGCCGCAAUAUACCUCGUGCUGCACCACUCGACCCUCUCAGCCCGCUACCACGGCUCCGGCUGGAUAAACCAGCGCACAUACGGCCGUUUCAUGGACGCCAACCAAGUCUCGCUCCGCUGCGAAUUAGAAUUCUGUUUCGCGGAAGCGGCGCUUGGUCUCGGUCCAGAUUUUGUCUCCGACACACUGCUCCACCACGAUACGUCGGAUGCGGAAACCACGCUGCUCAACUUGUACCAUGACCACGGUACGCAUGAUUGGGAUUGGCCGUGUUGGGGGACUGCAAAGGGCGAGUUUGAACCACCGAGGACACAGGGGCCGAAGCGGGAGCCGGGUAAGGGUACGAGUUUGUUUACGACGUUGCUUGAGAGGUUGGCCGAGCUUAUGGAGUGUGGGUUGGAGGAUGUUAGAUUGAGGAUUGAACGGGAGCUUGAGAGUGGGGAUCACUCAUUGGCGUACCUAAGCUUGGGGGGUAAGGCAAGGUUACUGGAGGGACGGAAUAUUGAGGAUGGGGAUGGGAAAUAG